Messenger RNA from Pundamilia nyererei, 4507 nucleotides. It is a transcript of the gene cnot6a, whose product is annotated as CCR4-NOT transcription complex, subunit 6a. The record is from RefSeq and is a predicted model, not a curated record. The coding region runs from base 134 to 1813 and encodes 559 amino acids. Gene Ontology annotation, molecular function: 3'-5'-RNA exonuclease activity; protein binding. The transcript is spliced from 12 exons. NCBI's taxonomy places the organism in Eukaryota, Metazoa, Chordata, Actinopteri, Cichliformes, Cichlidae.
UAUCGGCACAGGAAAAAAAAAAUCCUUACAGUCGCCAUGAUACAGCAGCGGAAACGGGUGAGAAGUAGCUAGAAAACAAAAGAGAACACGCAGUCGUCCUCGCGAUUUGGUAUGCUCUUGCAGUGUUAUAGGAAUGCCCAAGGAAAAAUAUGACCCGCCGGAUCCCAGGCGGAUGUACACAAUUAUGUCCAGUGAGGAGGCAGCAAAUGGGAAGAAGUCAUACUGGGCUGAGCUGGAAAUCAGUGGCAGAGUAAGGAGUCUCAGCACAGCCCUGUGGUCUCUGACCCACCUCACUGCCCUGCACCUCAGUGACAACUCACUGUCACGCAUCCCGCCAGACAUUGCCAAACUACACAACCUGGUGUACCUGGAUCUCUCAUCCAAUAAGAUCAGGAGCCUGCCGGCAGAGCUCGGCAACAUGGUGUCUCUCAGGGAACUGCUUUUAAAUAACAACCAGUUGCGGGUUCUGCCAUUUGAAUUGGGGAAACUCUUUCAGUUACAAACACUGGGGUUGAAAGGAAACCCACUUGCACAAGAAAUUCUGAGCCUCUACCAGGAACCUGAUGGCACGCGGAGGCUGCUGAGCUACUUGUUAGACAAUCUGGCGGGGGCUAUAAAGCGCAUGCCAACAGAACAACCCCCACCCCGGUCGUGGAUUACACUCCAGGAAACUGAUCGAGCACGGCCCUCGGCAUUGUUUUCUGUGAUGUGCUACAAUGUGCUGUGUGAUAAGUAUGCCACACGUCAGCUAUAUGGCUAUUGUCCCACUUGGGCUCUAAACUGGGAGUACAGGAAAAAAUCCAUAAUGCAGGAGAUCAUGGGCUGCAAUGCAGACAUCAUCAGCUUGCAGGAAGUUGAGACAGAGCAGUACUACAAUUUCUUCUUGCCAGAGCUGAAGGAGCAAGGAUAUGACGGGUUCUUCAGUCCAAAGUCACGAGCCAGAACUAUGUCUGAGUCGGAUCGAAAGCACGUGGAUGGAUGUGCAGUUUUUUACAGGACAGAAAAGUUCAGUGCAGUGCAGAAGCACACAGUGGAGUUUAACCAGCUGGCCAUGGCUAACUCCGAGGGCUCAGAGGCUAUGCUGAACAGGGUGAUGACAAAGGAUAACAUUGGGGUAGCUGUACUGCUUGAGGUCCGCAAAGAGAUGAUGGAGCUCUCCUCUGGUAAGUCUCUCCAUGGCAUGGAAAAGCAGCUGCUCCUUGUAGCCAAUGCUCACAUGCACUGGGACCCAGAGUAUUCUGAUGUCAAGCUGGUCCAGACCAUGAUGUUCCUGUCAGAGGUGAAAAGCAUAGUGGAUAAGGCCACACGCAGCCUCAAGUUGUCCUCUGUUUCUGGCGAGACUAAUGCCAUUCCACUGGUGCUGUGCGCUGACCUCAACUCCUUGCCUGACUCAGGCGUAGUGGAGUACCUGAGUACUGGUGGAGUGGACUGCACACACAAGGACUUCAAGGAGCUCCGUUACAGCGACUGUCUGACCAAAUUCAAUUGCAAUGGCAAGAACAGCACGUCUAAUGGCAGGAUCACCCAUGGCUUCAAGUUAAAGACCGCCUAUGAGAACGGCCUGAUGCCUUAUACCAACUACACCUUCGAUUUUAAGGGUGUCAUCGACUAUAUUUUCUACUCGAAGCCUCACCUGAACGUGCUGGGUAUCUUGGGCCCUUUGGACCACCACUGGCUUGUAGAGAACAAUGUCAGCGGUUGCCCACAUCCACACAUCCCCUCUGACCACUUCUCCCUCUUUGCUCAGCUGGAGUUGCUCCUGCCCAACCUGCCCCCCCAGGUGAAUGGGCUCCAUCUGCCGACACGCAGGUAGUGAGACCCUGCCUAACCACCAGGGGGAGCCUCUCCCUCUCAACCCUCCUCCUUCCUCCCACUACCAGCUCUUCCCUCCACCAAACUGAAGGAGGAAGACAUAAAAACACAACCUGUAAAAUAUUCAUACAGUGAGGUCUGGCUGACAGGGAUUUCGUAUAAUGUUAUAGAUAUUCUAUAUUUUUCUUUUUUUUGUUUGUUUUGUUUUUAACUGCUCAAUUCAGUCCUGUUUGUGUACCAUAUUUUGUUUUUGGACUCCCCUUUGUUCUCAAGAUCCACCAACCCUACACACUUUGCUUCUGUCUUUUAAAAUGAGAAGGGAUGGUAGCUCAUUCAUAUUUGUCACUUAGGGCACUGUUUGGUUUAAGAGUGAGGGGGGGAUACUUUUUUUUUUAUUUUGGCUGAAGGAAAUGACUUUCCACUGAAGAGCUCCAUGGCUGAUGGUCUGCAUGUCUGUCUGUCCUGUAUAAACCUGAAACCAGCAAAGACAGCAGACUUGUCAGUCUCAAUACUCCAUCCUUUGCUUGUGCUAGUUAUCCCCUACAGUUUGGGCAGCCAGCUUACAUGAUUGGUUUUCUAGGAUACGCACAUUUGUUGAGGCAGAUGUGUUGGGAUUAGAGCAGCUUUUUGCUGGUAGUUUAAGUAUCCCAGGAGGCGGAUGUAGCGCAGCUCGUAUGAGGUGAGAUUUCCUGCUGUCAUACUGUGGUGCUGAGGCCUUUUGUGUAGUCAUGGCCUCCCGUGGUGCUACAAGAUAGUCUACACCUCUGACCCUGGACCUGGUACUGCUACCAAAAUCCACAGAUGCCUAGAAAACAAGAAUCCCGAGCUUAGAUUUGAUGUUUCACACAGAUGGUGUGUAGUGCUGAAAAGCCACGAUGUGAAAAUUUGAUAGACGCUACCAUCCUGUUUGCUGACAAUUUCACCCCAGCCUGUAUAGCUGUUAGGUUAGUCUUGUGCUUAGGAGCUCAUGUGGCCCAUGCAUCACCUUUUUUGUUUUUGUUUUGUUUUUUUUGACCAAGCGGUGAGGGGAUUUAGGCUGAUGGGCAAAGCGAUUGGGGAGUGGGGGGGCUAUUACCAGUAUUUGUCUUGAUUGCUUUUAGGGCAGGGACAGCGAGUAAUGGCCGAUACACAGGAAUAAAACCAGCAUUCCUCUCACUGUCAGGAGUUGCCAUCCAGCUCCACACACACACACACACACACACACACACACACACACACACACCACAUGUAAUUUGCAGGCAGAUCUGUAGCACUGAGGCCAGUAGUGACUUUCCCCAGCCAUAAAUUCCAUACACAAAGCCGUGGGUUUUUUUUCACAAGUGUUUGUACAGAAUAGAAAUCUAGACUCAGUCUUUACAUGAUUGUAUAUGAACCACAAAAGACCUGUUUUCUGGCGUUUUUUUUGUACGAAGAGUAAAUUAUGAUCAGAAAAAAAAGAUUGUAUUGUAAACUAAGGCUAAAUUUUUAUCCAGUUAAUGUUGAGAUGAAUUGAUAUUACCAGCUUGUACAAAAGACGUAAGAAGAGAUUGUUCAAGGCGUUCGCUGUCACAACUUUGCACUUCCUUGAGAUUAACUGUAAUUAAUGCAUCAGUAUAUUUUUCCCCUUUCUCUCUGCAGUUUUUUUUAACGAUUUGCUGGCAUUUGCUGAUAUGUAAAUAGACACUGAGUAAACUGUUGCUUCUUGCCCAUUAACAAAGCCAUUGAUCCACACCGCUGCCAUCACUUCUGACAAAAGGACGCGCAAGUAUGAGUUACAUCUGUUCAUUUCUAUAACUUGCUCAAUAGUGAUGUAACUGGCAAAACCUAUAUAAACCCCACAUAUAUGUACAUUGUGCCUCACUGUAGCAGUUGACGUUGUCUUGCACUAUUUACAUGCGACGAACGCCUGAACAACCUUUUCUCCUUUUAUUUUUAAAUACUGUUGAGACAUUUGUGAAGAUUUUAUGUCCUUUUUGGUUUUUGUUAAUGUUUAUUUUCCUUUUUUUAUGAGCUGUGACAAUGUUAUGAUGAUGUGUAUAUCCUUGCUAUUCAUUAAGCUCUCUAGUAAUCAGGUAUGCUUUCACUACCAACCCUUUCUCCUUUUCUUAGGAACAUGAGUAGGGUUUCCUGUCUUUAUAAAUCCACUCAUGUUUUGCUCUCUUUUUACACAGCUCCAUGCCCCCAGAAACGCACAGCCCCUAGCUUUCCCCUGCCCGGCCACAGAUUUAAACCUCCCUAAGCCUGUCCAUCAACCUAACACCUCUCACCCUAAACUGCCCAUCUUGGACUUUAACCUCUCGACUAUCUUACACAAGCUGCAUCUUUUAAUCCCCUUUGCUCAACCACUUUGUAUAGUUUUCCUACCCUUGUUACUGCAGCUAUAGUGCCAUUUGUGGACCUGCCCCUCCCUCUAUAAUUUGGAAAGGGUUGAAGGUCCUCCUUUCUCUGCGAUUGGAUAAACAAGGGAUGAGGGUCAGCAGACUUAGGAUGGGCUAACCUGUUGCUUAUGAAUUUGAUACAUCUUUUUAAAAAAUGAAUUAAAUCUGUCACAAGUAAGAUGGCUACUUAAACAGUCAUGCUUUUAUACAGAUGAGAAGCACUUAGUAGGGUCAUAUGCAGCUUCCCUCACUCCCUUCCCUGUUGUAUUUGUAGUAAAGAUCUCAUUACUUUAAAUGCAUUGAAAUUCAGGUUUUAAAGUGAGAGGGAAGCACCUAAA